AAAAGGCUCCCAAAAGAUCCCCUCCGCCUCCGUCCUCGAGCGAGCCAACGCAGCCUCGCUUUUCGCCGCUCUCCGACCGCUCGACGCACGUUAUCCAUGGCCACCUGUUAUCCUUCUGGUGUUUCUGCUCUGCUCCUCCCCAACCCGCGAACUCCCGCCUCCUUUUUGCAGAGGUUUUCCGGUCCGGCUUCCGGGAGCGUUCCAUGUGCAGUUUUUCGACGGGAGAGUAGGAGAAGGAAAGCGGUGGGCAUCGCGCGAGCAUGCUUCAACCCUUUCGGGGACGAGCGCAUCCUCCGGGAGGCCAUGAAGGAGCCUGUUGCAUUUAUGGGUGGCGUGUUUGCUGGUCUCUUGAGGCUUGACCUGAAUGAAGAUCCUCUCAAGGAGUGGGUCACUCGGACGGUAGAGGCUUCUGGAAUAGCUGAGGAGAACAGUACCGAGGAAUCAAACGAGGGAGCUCAAAAUGAUGCACCCCAACAAAUAGAGAUUGAGUGAGGUGCAUUGUUGCCUUUUGCGCUCUCUACACCUUCACCUUGUAACUUAUCCUGAAUAUUUGUAAUAUCUAUGCAAUAAAAUGCUUGUUUCAAUUUUAAUGUGUUACUACAAAGUACAGAUUUACGUCUAAAUAUUGGCUUGUCAUCGUUA
Brachypodium distachyon (stiff brome) is the source of this 642-nucleotide messenger RNA. Its product is annotated as UPF0426 protein At1g28150, chloroplastic. The transcript is spliced from 3 exons. The record is from RefSeq and is a predicted model, not a curated record. Lineage: Eukaryota; Viridiplantae; Streptophyta; Magnoliopsida; Poales; Poaceae. Bases 97 to 492 code for a protein of 131 amino acids.